Molecule: messenger RNA, 831 nt
Organism: Rhincodon typus (whale shark)
Lineage: Eukaryota; Metazoa; Chordata; Chondrichthyes; Orectolobiformes; Rhincodontidae
Exons: 5
Coding region: 1-831 (276 amino acids)
Source: RefSeq, a predicted model, not a curated record
AUGACAACAGCAACAAGCUGGCGUGAACAGGCACAGUCAUAUGAACUGACCCCUGUGGAAGAAAUGAUGCUGGUGAUAAUUGGGGUGGCCAUCACUGAGGCAGUGUUGGAGCAGAAUGCCAGCGGCGUGAUGUCAUCUGUUCUGACAGCCCCGGAUGCACCUGUUCGCUCUGUCACAGAUGUCAGAUCGAUCUUCUGGAGAGCCAACCUAAGGAAAGAUCCUAUAAUUAUUAAGAAGCAAGUCCAGGGGUGUUCUGCAAUGAAGUCAGCAGUCCAUGCUAAUGAAACAGCCCAACCUCUAGCUUUCACAUUUAUACCAACUGUUCAAAGACUUCCUGUGCACAUUCAGGUCAUCAAUACCAUCAGAUCCUCACCUUGGCCUGGAAAGCAACAACAGCCAUCCUCGGUAAUGAAUGAGCCUUUGCAUAUCACUGAAGAACUGCCCUCAGCAGGUGUUACAAUGACAGAUACUGUUGAUAGAGGAACUCCUGGGCAACAGAUGGAGAUAAGCCAAAGAUGGUCGAAUAAGGGAGGAGAUGUAUCUUCUCAAGAAGCUGGAUCGUCCGAAGGGAUUUUCAAAGCUGAACUUGUAUUCUUGGCAGAUUCGUAUGGAACUGAUGGUGAUCGUUUUUCAAGAAAAAACGAAGCAGAAGUCAACCUUUCAGCAAAAAAAUUACCUUUGUCAAGUCUGUCUCCAAACCCUUUUGUUGAUGACAAGAAUGGCUAUAUUCAAAAAGAACUAAUAGUGGAUGAAUCAAAGGCCCCUAUGUUACAAAACGCUGAGCAGAAGGUCGACAGGACUCUGCAAGAGCCAUUCUUUCAGGCAAGAUAG